Hevea brasiliensis (rubber tree) is the source of this 2434-nucleotide messenger RNA. Its product is annotated as membrane protein of ER body-like protein. The transcript is spliced from 11 exons. Bases 351 to 2282 code for a protein of 643 amino acids. Lineage: Eukaryota; Viridiplantae; Streptophyta; Magnoliopsida; Malpighiales; Euphorbiaceae. The record is from RefSeq and is a predicted model, not a curated record.
UUGAGGGAAUAGCUAUUACAUUGUUAGGAAGUAAACUGUAAAUACAAUAGAAAAUCCUAUACAUUACCCAUCAAUUCAUCUCCAACCUCAUGAACACAGCACAGAGAGCUUAAAAUCCGUUCUUUCCUUUUUCCACAGUAGCCUUAAGCCAAGAGAGGAGAGAAUAGUUUCAGAAGGGGAUCCUCACUUCAAAAUAUAUAUAAUUAAAAAAAUAAAUAAAUAAAGAGUAGUCUCCAGGAAUAUCUGCAACUGAUGCUCUCAUCUACUAGUUUCAGAAGGAGAGACGAAGCAAUAUAAGGUACGUGGACUCAGGUUUUCUCGGAGAAGGGUAGCCAUUGAGAAAAAGGCCGAUGGAUCCAGUUGAGCAAUGGGAACAGGAGGAGGAGGAGGUGGCAGAGGUGGGGUUGCGAGGAAGGCUGCCUUGCCAUCCUAGCAGCCAGAAAUCCACCACCACCACGAGAGCUGUAACACCCAAUGGAGUCGAAUCUUCUUCCCACCAUCAAAAACUUAAUGGGAAGCCAGAAAGUGGGAUUUUCUUUAGCAAGAGUAGAGGCACUGAAUCUAUUGACGGAUUCAACGACUCUAAAGAAGGCAAUGUUGACAUUACUCCAAUUUCUGAGACUGAAAACUUACUGGCUGUUUCAAGCCUUCCACCUUCCAACAAUGGGACAGAAGCAUGUGAAAGUAUUACCUUCAGAAAAGGAAGUAGACAGGAUGAAACAGAAUUAUAUCUGGACGAGUUUUUUAAGAAGCCAGUUGCACACAAGUUCUUCUGUCCUAAUUGCAAUUCUUGUAUAAAGAAGGUUGUUAUUCGAGAAUCGGGAAGUGAUUAUGCAUCAGGUCCUCAACCGAUUGAUACAUUCAGAUGCACAUCAUGCUUUAGUUUUCUCAUUCCUGCAGGUGAAUGGUUCAUCCAUACCUUUGCACCGAAUGAGGAAAGAAUUAGGUGGAAAGAGCAAGCAGAAACUAAUGUUCUCCAAGAUCCACCAAGUGAUUCAUUGCUACAAAGAGAUUCUUUGGUGGGAACAGUCUAUGAUAGAACUACUCAACCAAAUAAAACAUUACAUGAUGAAAAUGGUCAUGCUCCAACAACAAAUAUUGUUUCAUCACCUGUUGAUAUGGUCGGAGAGAAUCUAAAUUUUGGAAUGAUUAAACCCCAGGACGCUAGCAAAGAUAAUGUGACCUUCCCAAAACCAGAUACUUUACUACAAGAAAAGGUGAAAAUUGAUGGAGGAGUAAGUUCAACUGAGGCAAUGAGAGAUGGGAAAACAGAUGAGAAACACUUACAAAAGCUUGAACCUUAUAAAAGGCCUAUAAUUCAAGGCAAUGUUAAAGAUAAUUUUAAUGCAGAACAGAGAGGCAAAUAUGAGAAACACUUACAAAAGCUUGAACCUGAUGAAAGACCUACAAUUCAAGCCAAUAUUAAAGACAAUUUUAAUUCAGAACAGAGUGACAAAGAUGUUGAUUAUGCAGAUGAGGAGCACUUACAAAAGCUUGAACCUAAUGAAAGACCUACAAUUCAAGUUAACAUUAAAGAUAAUUUGAAUGCAGAACAGAGUGGCAAAGUAGUCGAAACUACACUUCUUCCAAGCACACCAAUCUUUAUUGUUGAAGACGAGCAGACAAUCCCUUCUGAACCAGCGGAUGAUAAAAAUUGGGUCCUGAAAAGCAUUGUAUACGGCGGUUUGACUGAAACAAUUACAAGCUUAAUUGUUGUGACAUCAGCUGCAAGUGCUGAUGUUACCACAAUGAAUAUUCUAGCUCUGGCAUUGGCAAGCCUCGUUGGUGGACUCUUCAUCAUUGGACAAAAUCUUUGGGAACUAAAAAAUGAACAAUCUGGAAGAGGCACCUCAGAUCAGACAAAUGGACGAGAAGAUCGUUACGAAGAUCUGCUUGGGAAGAGACAGAACUUCAUUCUUCAUGCCCCAGUUGCCAUAUUAUCAUUCGUUGUUUUUGGGUUAAUACCUCCUGUAGUUUAUGCCUUCUCAUUCCAGAAGAGUGACAAUAAGCAUUACACGCUAGCAGCAGUUGCAGCAGCUUCUCUUUUGUGCAUUGUUGUACUUGCCAUUGUUAAGGGUUAUGUCCAGAAGCCGCCCCAGAACUGCAUAAUCACUAUACUGCUCUAUGCUGUUGUUGGAGUUAUGGCUUCAGGAGUUUCAUUCGUAGCAGGUGACCAGCUGAAAAAGCUAAUUGAAAAGCAUGGAUGGUUCAAGUCAGAAGUAGCUGUUGUUAUGCCCCUUGCUGAGAUGAAUUCGGGUAGACUUGCAUGGGCAACUUAUUGAUCGCAACUUAGUUUGAUUUGGGAUUUGUUUAAAGUAAUUUUCUUUGCUUUUGGAAAGCCUGGAACUAGUGCAUCAGAUUUUUCACUUGAUCCUUUUCUUGUUCCUUUUUCCCUAGGAAUAUGGCAAUAGCAAAACUUUUUGGCAUCCGAUAA